Molecule: messenger RNA, 2566 nt
Organism: Anguilla anguilla (European eel)
Lineage: Eukaryota; Metazoa; Chordata; Actinopteri; Anguilliformes; Anguillidae
Product: zinc finger protein 497-like
Exons: 9
Coding region: 152-2566 (804 amino acids)
Source: RefSeq, a predicted model, not a curated record
CAUUGGGCGAUUCAAAGGCGGCAAACAGCCAAUCCUGCGCAACGUUACUAGAAUGCCCGCCGUGGUUUUGACAGAUUGAGCCUGAGCAGUUAGCGGGUGCUCUCCAGGCCUGUGGACACAGGGAUGCUGUGUGUUCCUCUCCCUGCCAGAGAUGGACAGCAGUCCCGCGCUCUACAUGUGCUUCCGCUGCUACCAGCUCUUCGACUCCCUGGACGACGUGCUCUUCCACCAGUACGACCUUCACCCCAACGAUCUGGGGGACGAGGGGUCCCUGACUUUGGCCCCCGGCCCGCAGACCGAGUCAGAUGAGCUCUUCCAGUGCGUCCCGUGUUGGGUGCUCUUCUCAUCGCAGGAAGAGCUGACCCAGCACCGCCGGAGCAGCGGCUGCAGCCAGCACGAACCCAGCCCGGACGGGACCGCCGCAACCCAACCCGCCUCGGGCCCGACCCAGCAGAGCCCCGCCGCGGCUGAGCAGGACCGCUGGAGGACCCCGCGCGCCCCCUCCGGCCCAGAGCAGCCCGCGCAGACGGGCCUGGGCACGGGCGGGCCCGGCUCUGCCAGCCUGAUCCAGUUCCAGUGCGGGGACUGCGGGCGUCUGUUCGAGUCGCUCGGCCCCUGGCUGCAGCACCGCAAGCUGAACGAGUGUCGCGCGACUGCGGCGCCGGAACCGGCCGGAGAAGUGCCCAAUGAGAACCGGGGGGCGGGGCCGACGGAGGGCGGGGUCACGGAAGCCCCGCCCCCGGACGCAGAGGCCGAGAAAGAGCCGACGGACUCCCGCGGUGCCCAGGAGGGCGGGGCCGGGGACGGGGAGGAAAACGGGGGGGACAGGCCACGCGCGGCGGGCGGGAGGAGGAGGAAGAGCGCCACGCCCGCCGCCGCCGCCGCCACGCCCUGCCGGAGCUUCCUGUGCGGCGAGUGCGGCGCCGGCUUCAACUGGCAGCCGGCGCUGGUGGCGCACCGCAGGACCGAGCACAGCCUGGAGGGGGCGCUGCACCACUGCCUGGAGUGCGGCGAGAGCUUCAUGAACACCGCGCUCUUCGUCCAGCACUGCAAGAAGCACCGGGACUGGCUGGCCCGGAAGCCCAGGGCCAAGAGGAAGAGGAGUCUGCAGCAGAGAGUGGAGAAUGGAGGACGGGAGAAGGAGAUAAUCAGAAAAAGGCCCACGAAGAGGAGGCUGAAGGAGAAGGCUCCCACGUCCGCCCUCGAACCCGGGUCCGAGGCCGCCGCCGCCGCCGCCGCCGCCGCCGCCGACCGCCUCCCCCCGGCGCGGAAGCCCAGGAGGAGGCGGGGCGCGCCCCUGGAGUGCCCCCAGUGCCGGCGGACCUUCAGCAACCCGCGCUACCUCCGCGCCCACGUCCUGGGCCACUCGGGCCAGAAGCAGUUCCGCUGCGAGACGUGCGACAAGCGCUUCACCUACCAGAACAACCUGCGGCGGCACCGGCUGCUGCACACGGGCGACCGGCCCUACAUGUGCGACCGCUGCGGCAAGACCUUCACGCAGUCCAGCCACCUGAAGGACCACCUGCGCAACCACGAGCGCGGCCUCGGCUGGGCCCGGCCGCGCGGGCGCGGCGCGCGGGACCACGAGUGGGCCGACGUGGGGCCCAAGCUGCCCCACCCCUGCCCCGACUGCCCGCGCAGCUUCAUGGCGCGCGCCCAGCUGCUCAUGCACAGGAAGAUGUGCCCCAUCUGCGAACGCUCCUUCAAGUGGCGGGGCUCCCUCCCCGCCCACAUCGUCCGGCACACGGACAGCAAGCUGUUCAGCUGCGACGUGUGCGGGAAGACCUUCUCCUACCAGACCAACCUGGCCCGCCACCUCAUCAUCCACACCGGCACGCGGCCCUACGCCUGCCGCCACUGCGGCAAGACCUUCAACCAGUCCAGCAACCUGCGGCAGCACCUGCUGGUGCACGCCAAGGCCGGCGCCCGCCGCCGGGCCGCCGACGGGGACGACGGGGCCGAGGCGGGGGCCGAGGGCGGCGAGCCGGAGGCCCAGCUGCUCCACGCCUGCCCCGACUGCCCCGUCAGCUUCAAGACCUUCGCCCAGCUGCAGAAACACAGGCUCGGUCACGCUGGUCAGGACUCCUUCCUCUGCUCUGUCUGUGGGCUGGAGCCCUGCAGCUGCCAGCAGCCAGGCGACCAGUGUUCCGCCUCACAGCCAGACGCGGAGGCGGAGUCUCUGUCGUGCCCGAGGUGCUCCGCCGCGUUCGACAGCCAGGCGGCGCUGGAGGGCCACGCCCCGGGCUGCGCGGGGGACGCGGGCGGGCGGGGCCCGGGGGGGCAGGCGGAGUGCGAGCUGUGCGGCCGCUGCUGCGCCUCCCCGGAGGAGCUGGAGCUCCACCAGCUCUCCCACGUGGGCCAGGCCCAGCGCCAGUGCCCGCUGGCCCCCUGCCAGCGCCGCUUCGCCACCAGCGCCGCCCUGCAGAACCACCUCUUCUCGCACUUCCCCGGGCCCACCUGCCAGAACCCGCGGCCCGAGGGCCUCCUGGACCCCACCGCUCCCCCCCACCAGGAGGAGACCGAGGUGGAGACCACGGUGGCAGAAAUGCCCUCUGCUUCAGCCUGA